AUGCCUCAGAACGAGUACAUCGAGCGCUGGCAAAAGCAGCAUGGAAAGCGACUGGAUCACGAUGAGCGUAUGCGCAAGCGUACAGCUCGUGAGUCCCACAAGGCUUCCUACGAUGCGCAGAACCUGCGCGGUCUGAGGGCCAAGCUGUACCAGCAGAAGCGCCACAAGGAGAAGAUUCAGAUGAAGAAGCGCAUCAAGGAGCAGGAAGAGAAGAACGUCAAGUCCGCCGCACCGGACGAGCCCUCCAAGAACCCUCUGCCCCAGUAUCUGCUCGACCGUUCGCAGGCUACCAACGCCAAGGCUUUGUCGAGUGCUAUUAAGGAUAAGCGUGCUGAGAAGGCCGCUAAGUUCGCUGUUCCUCUGCCUAAGGUCAAGGGUAUCAGUGAGGAGGAGAUGUUCAAGGUUAUCAACACCGGAAAGAAGACCCACAAGAAGUCCUGGAAGCGCAUGAUCACCAAGCCUACUUUCGUUGGCAGCGACUUCACUCGUCGUCCCGUCAAGUACGAGCGAUUCAUUCGUCCCAUGGGUCUGCGUUACAAGAAGGCCAAUGUCACUCACCCCGAACUCGGUGUCACCGUCCAACUCCCCAUCCUUUCCGUCAAGAAGAACCCCCAGAACCCCCUGUACACCCAGCUGGGUGUCCUGACCAAGGGUACCAUCGUCGAAGUCAACGUCUCCGAACUUGGUCUCGUCACCACGAGUGGUAAGGUCGUCUGGGGUAAAUGGGCCCAGAUUACCAACGUGCCCGAGAACGACGGCUGCGUCAACGCAGUUCUUCUCGUCUAG
Messenger RNA from Penicillium atrosanguineum, 786 nucleotides. RefSeq names its product rRNA-processing protein NSA2. Gene Ontology annotation, cellular component: preribosome, large subunit precursor; nucleolus. The transcript is spliced from 5 exons. The coding region runs from base 1 to 786 and encodes 261 amino acids. Gene Ontology annotation, biological process: maturation of LSU-rRNA; maturation of 5.8S rRNA. The record is from RefSeq and is a predicted model, not a curated record. Lineage: Eukaryota; Fungi; Ascomycota; Eurotiomycetes; Eurotiales; Aspergillaceae.